Messenger RNA from Caenorhabditis sp. 36 PRJEB53466, 1121 nucleotides. The record is from the annotation of a GenBank genome assembly. Lineage: Eukaryota; Metazoa; Nematoda; Chromadorea; Rhabditida; Rhabditidae.
AUGAGCGGUGCGCCGAGUUCGUCGCGUGCGGACACGCCGCGUGUGUACAUUCCGAUCAAUCGCAAGCAUACAAUUUCACAAAUGGAAAAAUUCGAAUUGUCGCUCACUCGCACCAACAAACGAGUGUAUGUGGGCAAAAAGAAGGUGCACGCGGAUCCGAGAAAAAGGCGGAUUCCGCAGUUGCCAGUCAAUCAGGAGCCGACGGUCGCUGUAGAAAAAGUGGUCAUCGGAGCAGACGGAAAAGUGCCGUACCUCGGACCGGCGUACAAAAAGUAUGCGCCGAAAAAGACGAAAGAGCAGAGAUUGGAGGAAGAUUUCGAGGAGAGAUUUCUUCAAGCUUCACACGCUCGCUCUUCUGGGAACGAACAAUUUCAACCAGGUCUAUCCCAUGAAACGACGUCGAGACUGUGGAAUCCAAAGGAAGAAAUGGACGAUUCGAUGGAUACGAUUGUGAGGGAAACAACCGAGAAGCAGAGGCUCAACAAUGAAAUUAAUGAAAAAGUGAGCAAAAUGUACUAGAAGCCAAUAAAUGUACUUUUUUGCUUUCAGUUCAACAGACUAACCCGAAAACCGCUGCCCCAGAGAGUGGAUGUGGUGGAGAAAAGAGCUCCGAUGAAGGUACCGUACUUUCCCACCAAACGGAAAUUCCCGGUGACUUUUCCGAAGAAAAACGGCAUAAUGCAUGACAAGAGUGUGCAGACUCAGAAACCGAGAAGAUUCUAUGAAAAGUCGAUGGAGAGUCAGACGGAUCCGACGGAUUUGAUGAGCGAAGACGAAGUUCGGGCAAAGAAAGAACAGGAAGCGGUGAGAGAUCUCAAGUAGAGAGAAUACAUAAUAAUCUGGAAUUGCAGAAUGAGAAGGCGUGGUUCGAGAUCGGAAAAGCCGUCUGCGACAUGAAUUUGAUCCACUUUGCCUCGUUCGGACCCCCGAUUCUGGCGGCUGAAGUCUCGUUCAGCGACCGCGAGAUCUUCACUUCAGUUGCUGCGAACUUCCGACAACUGGUAGAAUCGAUGGGGGCGGCAGCCGAAGCAACAGUGAUCAAGAAGAACUUCAAGCAGUUUUUGAGGGUGGUGACCGGAUUAUCCAAUGAUACGGAGCAGCCGAAUGUAAAGAACAACUAA